ACAAAAGCGAUUUUGAACAACAUUUGAUAAGAAUUACUAUCUUUUCUAAUUUAUGUACCAUGUUUGUAAACUACAGGUACUUUUACUCCUGCUUUGAAACUAUAUGUUAUUCAUAACAAAAAAGCUGUUUUCAAGAUGGAGGUACCAGAUCUUUUAUCUGUUUCAAGUUCAAAAGAUGGCAGUACAAUUCCUAUGAGAAAGUUUGCACCACAGAAUAUUGUGUACAGAAUAAAACAGCGGGAGAUCUCUACAUACCCGUGCGGCUCCACUUGGAGCAAAUUGCGCAAGUUCCACCAAUGCAUUAUACCAAACUUUACUGUUGUCAAUGUGGGACAGCCACCAUGUUAUUUAAGGAAGUUUUCUCCUGACGGAAAAUAUUUUAUCGUGUUUUCGGCGGACCAGACAUUUGUAGAAGUUUAUGAAUAUCAAGGUUGCCAUGCUGCGGAGAAAAUGCUGAGGUCACUAGAUGGAAAUGAGCUGCAUGAGAACUCUGGUGGCCGGAACAAUUUUCAGUUUAAAGAAUUUUAUCAGAAAAUUCGUGAAAAGUUGUUUUCCACGUUUUUUAUACGAAAACAUCAGAUAUCAGUAGCAAUGGAAGGCCAUAACUUAAACAGAGAAUGCAGUUUAUUUACAGACGAUGGCAGAUAUGUGAUUGUUGUGUCAGCUGGUGUUGUGCCCACUAACCCCCAACCCCCAUUUUACGAUAUUUAUUCAAAUAACGAGUCAAUGAGCCCCAACCCCCGCCACCCACUAGAAGACUACUCAAUCCACUGUGUGGGGUUGGUUAGUGGAGUUCUACAAUCUUCUGUGCAUUUCAAGUGUGACAAAAUUUUCCCUUCUCACAACCAAGGACUUUACCUUUAUAAGAACAUUCUAUCCGUUCUCUCUGUACAGCAUCAGACAAUUCAUAUAUUUUGUGUGGUGGACGGACAACUCGUUCAAACUCAUAAAAUUGGUCGUUUUUGUUUCGAUGAUGAUGAUAUGCAAGUGGCCAGCCAUUCACAACAAGCAAGUGAUUAUGAAUUAAGAAGGCCUUUCCAUGAUGUCAUAUUUAACUCAUUAAAACACAGGUUGCUUGCCUAUUUAUACAAGGAUGCUGCACGCCGGGGCAAUGAAAGCAUUCAAAGGUUUUAUCAACAUUUUGACUUCUUUGAAGAUCUUCGAAUAUGGAGAAUGCAGUUGCUUGAUGAAGACCACUUACUUAUUAAAUAUGCCAGUGUGGACGUCGUUGGCAUAAGAAUCCAAGAACCCAAUGCUCAACCCUCCUGCUUUGUUGUCUACAACUUCCGAACUGCACAAGUGCUUGCUGUGUAUGAAAACACCUCACAUUAUCUCCUCAAAAUAUUUGAGGACCAUCCAGGAAUAUUUAGACAAGCUGAUGCCAUCAGAGGACAACACCACACAGCUUGCCCUGACGUCUACAGUAGCCAGAUACAACAGAGGUUUAAGGACACGAUAGUAAAUGCAAAAUAUGGUGGUAACACUGAAGCAGUGAAACGACUUCUUGCACAAUUACCAAUACCUGCACAGUCACACAGCCCAAGUCCCUACCUCGAUCUUGCUUUGUUUAGUUUUGAUGACAAAUGGGUUUCUUCUAUAGAAAGGCCAAAGUCAAGCAGUGAUUACCCAAUAAGAUUUUACUCCAGAGAUUCUGGCCUGCUUAAGUUUCAGAUACGAGCAGGCAUGAUGUCAGGCACGGCAACACAGUCUUCAUCACAACGUAGGUUGGUUGCAUUUACAUUUCAUCCACAUGAACCUUUCGCUAUAUCAGUUCAGCGAAUAAACGUAGCUACUGGUGUAGCAGAGUACGUCGUCAACUUUCAUUUCCGCCAUUUUCCUUUGGGUUAAUUUCUCUUCUUGUUGAACUUUUUCCUUUUUAUAUUUUUACCAAAUGUUUUCGCGAAAUCCGCUUUACAAUCAUAUACUGAAAUUUCGUGUUA
Ciona intestinalis (vase tunicate) is the source of this 1940-nucleotide messenger RNA. Its product is annotated as DET1 homolog. Gene Ontology annotation, molecular function: ubiquitin protein ligase binding; ubiquitin-like ligase-substrate adaptor activity. The record is from RefSeq and is a predicted model, not a curated record. NCBI's taxonomy places the organism in Eukaryota, Metazoa, Chordata, Ascidiacea, Phlebobranchia, Cionidae. Gene Ontology annotation, biological process: protein ubiquitination; positive regulation of proteasomal ubiquitin-dependent protein catabolic process. Gene Ontology annotation, cellular component: cullin-RING ubiquitin ligase complex; nucleus.